AUGGAGCGUGAGCGAAAUGCGCAAAAGACCAACUUGCCCAAGCAGUUGGCCAGUGCUGGUAAAGACUUCUCGCAGUUCGCGUUUUUGUCGGCGUUGGCAAGUCGCGAAGAGAUGGUGCGCAACGGGAAAUUGACGUCGAUCAUCUUCAUCCGCGAUCAUAACUCCAAGGGCCAAGAGGUCAGCGGCUACAUCGACUACGCCCUUCGGCUCAAGUCGGAAGCGUUCGAGCCGUACUUUGAGCGAAAGAAGCGGUUGUUGCCGAAACCUUCCGACUUGAGCUACUACAAUUGGGAAACGCAAACGUGUACGUCCAACUCGAGUCCAAACUUUCAGGUCAUUGCUGACAGCGAGACGGGACUCCUCUUCAAGAACAAGAGAGACCGGAAAGUGAUUAAUGUUGACCCCAAAGCCAACCCCGGCGACAACUCGACGCGCACCGAAAUCAAGACGAACGAAUACAUGCAAGUGGUCAUUUACGACCACAUGACACGCCGCAAGAAUUAG
Molecule: messenger RNA, 504 nt
Organism: Aphanomyces invadans
Lineage: Eukaryota; Oomycota; Saprolegniomycetes; Saprolegniales; Verrucalvaceae
Exons: 3
Coding region: 1-504 (167 amino acids)
Source: RefSeq, a predicted model, not a curated record